Messenger RNA from Gorilla gorilla gorilla (western lowland gorilla), 2432 nucleotides. It is a transcript of the gene PHGDH, whose product is annotated as phosphoglycerate dehydrogenase. The coding region runs from base 656 to 2257 and encodes 533 amino acids. Gene Ontology annotation, molecular function: phosphoglycerate dehydrogenase activity; NAD binding. The record is from RefSeq and is a predicted model, not a curated record. Lineage: Eukaryota; Metazoa; Chordata; Mammalia; Primates; Hominidae. Gene Ontology annotation, biological process: L-serine biosynthetic process. The transcript is spliced from 12 exons.
GUUUUUUGUUCUUGGCGAUAGUUUACUGAGAAUGAUGAUUUCCAAUUUCAUCCAUGUCCCUACAAAGGACAUGAACUCAUCAUUUUUUAUGGCUGCAUAGUAUUCCAUGGUGUAUAUAUGCCAUAUUUUCUUAAUCUAGUCUAUCAUUGUUGGACAUUUUCUUUUUGAUAGUCGAAUUCCCUUCAACGUCUAGCACAGUGCCUUGCACAUUUACCCACUCAAAAAAAAUUUCGUAAGGAAUUAAUAAAUGAAUCCUUAGGAGGAAAAGUGAAAAUGAAGUUUUUCUCUCAGGAUGAGGUGUAUUUCUCCGUUCGUUUCAGAUAUGCAUCAGCUAGUCAGCGUAAAUUGUGCUUUUUAUAUGCUCACCAGGUGUAGGUAAGAGCUCUGGCUGAGAUGGAGAAACUCAUCGCGGGAGGAUAAUAAAGCGGGCAAGGAUUUGGCAACCUGAGAGCCGCGAGGAGGAGGCGGAGUCGCGGAGAGUUUGAGUAUUUCCGUCCAAUCAAAAGGAGACUGUAGGAGGAGGAGGAGGAGGAGAUGACUGGGGAGCGGGAGCUCGAGAAUACUGCCCAGUUACUCUAGCGCGCCAGGCCGAACCGCAGCUUCUUGGCUUAGGUACUUCUACUCACAGCGGCCGAUUCCGAGGCCAACUCCAGCAAUGGCUUUUGCAAAUCUGCAGAAAGUGCUCAUCAGUGACAGCCUGGACCCUUGCUGCCGGAAGAUCUUGCAAGAUGGAGGGCUGCAGGUGGUGGAAAAGCAGAACCUUAGCAAAGAGGAGCUGAUAGCCGAGCUGCAGGACUGUGAAGGCCUUAUUGUUCGCUCUGCCACCAAGGUGACUGCUGAUGUCAUCAAUGCAGCUGAGAAACUCCAGGUGGUGGGCAGGGCUGGCACAGGUGUGGACAAUGUGGAUCUGGAGGCCGCAACAAGGAAGGGCAUCUUGGUUAUGAACACCCCCAAUGGGAACAGCCUCAGUGCCGCAGAACUCACCUGUGGGAUGAUCAUGUGCCUGGCCAGGCAGAUUCCCCAGGCGACGGCUUCGAUGAAGGAUGGCAAAUGGGAGCGGAAGAAGUUCAUGGGAACAGAGCUGAAUGGAAAGACCCUGGGAAUUCUUGGCCUGGGCAGGAUUGGGAGAGAGGUAGCUACCCGGAUGCAGUCCUUUGGGAUGAAGACUAUAGGGUAUGACCCCAUCAUUUCCCCAGAGAUCUCGGCCUCCUUUGGUGUUCAGCAGCUGCCCGUGGAGGAGAUCUGGCCUCUCUGUGAUUUCAUCACUGUGCACACUCCUCUCCUGCCCUCCACGACAGGCUUGCUGAAUGACAACACCUUUGCCCAGUGCAAGAAGGGGGUGCGUGUGGUGAACUGUGCCCGUGGAGGGAUUGUGGACGAAGGCGCCCUGCUCCGGGCCCUGCAGUCUGGCCAGUGUGCCGGGGCUGCACUGGACGUGUUUACGGAAGAGCCGCCACGGGACCGGGCCUUGGUGGACCAUGAGAAUGUCAUCACCUGUCCCCACCUGGGUGCCAGCACCAAGGAGGCUCAGAGCCGCUGUGGGGAGGAAAUUGCUGUUCAGUUCGUGGACAUGGUGAAGGGGAAAUCUCUCACGGGGGUUGUGAAUGCCCAGGCCCUUACCAGUGCCUUCUCUCCACACACCAAGCCUUGGAUUGGUCUGGCAGAAGCUCUGGGGACACUGAUGCGAGCCUGGGCUGGGUCCCCCAAAGGGACCAUCCAGGUGAUAACACAGGGAACAUCCCUGAAGAAUGCUGGGAACUGCCUAAGCCCCGCAGUCAUUGUCGGCCUCCUGAAAGAGGCUUCCAAGCAGGCGGAUGUGAACUUGGUGAACGCUAAGCUGCUGGUGAAAGAGGCUGGCCUCAAUGUCACCACCUCCCACAGCCCUGCUGCACCAGGGGAGCAAGGCUUCGGGGAAUGCCUCCUGGCCGUGGCCCUGGCAGGCGCCCCUUACCAGGCUGUGGGCUUGGUCCAAGGCACUACACCUGUACUGCAGGGGCUCAAUGGAGCUGUCUUCAGGCCAGAAGUGCCUCUCCGCAGGGACCUGCCCCUGCUCCUAUUCCGGACUCAGACCUCUGACCCUGCAAUGCUGCCUACCAUGAUUGGCCUCCUGGCAGAGGCAGGCGUGCGGCUGCUGUCCUACCAGACUUCACUGGUGUCAGAUGGGGAGACCUGGCACGUCAUGGGCAUCUCCUCCUUGCUGCCCAGCCUGGAAGCGUGGAAGCAGCAUGUGACUGAAGCCUUCCAGUUCCACUUCUAACCUUGGAGCUCACUGGUCCCCGCCUCUGGGGCUUUUCUGAAGAAACCUACCCACUGUGAUCAAUAGGGAGAGAAAAUCCACAUUCUUGGGCUGAACGCGGACCUCUGACACUGCUUACACUGCACUCUGACCCUGUAGUACAGCAAUAGCCGUCUAAUAAAGAGCCUACCCCCAA